Molecule: messenger RNA, 693 nt
Organism: Grosmannia clavigera kw1407
Lineage: Eukaryota; Fungi; Ascomycota; Sordariomycetes; Ophiostomatales; Ophiostomataceae
Product: bzip transcription factor idi-4
Exons: 1
Coding region: 1-693 (230 amino acids)
Biological process (GO): positive regulation of cellular response to amino acid starvation
Cellular component (GO): transcription regulator complex
Molecular function (GO): RNA polymerase II cis-regulatory region sequence-specific DNA binding; DNA-binding transcription factor activity, RNA polymerase II-specific
Source: RefSeq, a predicted model, not a curated record
AUGGAUCCGGCUGCGGCCGAAGCAGACGCGGACGCGGGGGUUCUUUCUGCGCUCUCGUCCGUGUCUGCAUCCACAUCCAUCAAUGCGUCUGCUACGGCUGCCACACUGUCCUCUUCAACAACUAUCCCGUCAUCUUCGACCUCGCCAGCGGGCUCGACUUCCUACAAUGCGUCUACGCCCCCCAUAAUCACAUUGUCAGAUGUCCCGACCCACAGAAACAAUGGUGAUAACUUCCCGCUGUUUUCCUUCCUCAACGUGCCGUCUUCUAUUGGAGCAUUGGAUGCGAUACAGCCUGCUUCUUCUUCUGCUUCAUUACCCGCUGCGAUCUCGUCAUCUUCUGGCUACAAUCACACUACAGCGGCCUCGGCCGUGGUGCCUGGGUUGGCUCUCAACAAGCGACAAAGCCGGUCUUUUGAGACCGAGGAGGAUCCAGAAGUGAUGCUCAAGCGACAGCGCAACAGCAUGGCUGCCCGCAAAUAUCGCCAGAAAAAGGUCGACCGGAUCAGCGAACUCGAAUCUGAAGUAGGCCAGCUGCAGCAAGAGCGUGAUGCGCUCAGAAUACAACUGGCCCGCCAGGAAGCGGAGACGGCUGCGCUUCGAGAGAUGCUUUUGGGCAAUGUCGGCCGGAAAGACGGCGACGUUGGGGGGGAAAAGAGAAAUUGUACAAGAAGAACGGGCGACGACGUUGCAUAA